AGAAUCUGCCAACUUCUUGGUGCUGCGGGUGAUGGCCAGGAGGCAGUCCUUACCACAAAAUGCUAUUUUCCUCUCAUUUGACUCUGACCAACACGUCUGUACCUCUACCUAUAAAACCCUCGGCGUCCAGAAACAGAAAGUGAAAAAAGAGGAAGUGGAUGUGUUUGUGAUUGAAAGGACCGUACAGUCUGUGGAAGCGCCCCCACUGAAUUGGCAGUUCUACUUCCUACCAGAUGGGCAUUUAUCUCGCCGUGUACAAGUUGGAUCCCCGGCCACCAUGGUGAUCCUGCAGAUGCCCAUUUUGAUUGACACAGAUGAACCAGACCCUCGUCCUGUCUUUGAAAAAGUCCUCUUAGAUUGGGAAGAGGAUGCUGAAUUAUAUUCCAAGUUCUUAGACAGAAAGGAAGAGCUACAAGCAAGCCAUGCUACCUAUGUCCGUCGCCAUCCAGAACUCAACACCUUGCUGGCAGAUUUCUUGCAGCUGCUUCUUCUUCGCAAGCCUGAUGAUGUGGUCACCUUUGCUGCCGAAUUCUUCGCUCCCUUUUCUGCCCAACAACCGCCGUGCAGAUCAUUUCAGUCGUCUGACAGGCCCAGCCCCUUUCGCAGCGAUGUCUAAAACGACUGCGAUAAAAAA
Protobothrops mucrosquamatus (brown spotted pit viper) is the source of this 634-nucleotide messenger RNA. RefSeq names its product ciliogenesis-associated TTC17-interacting protein. Bases 32 to 616 code for a protein of 194 amino acids. The record is from RefSeq and is a predicted model, not a curated record. The transcript is spliced from 5 exons. Lineage: Eukaryota; Metazoa; Chordata; Lepidosauria; Squamata; Viperidae. Gene Ontology annotation, biological process: actin filament polymerization; cilium organization.